Ostreococcus lucimarinus CCE9901 is the source of this 1536-nucleotide messenger RNA. RefSeq names its product MscS family transporter: small-conductance mechanosensitive ion channel. Lineage: Eukaryota; Viridiplantae; Chlorophyta; Mamiellophyceae; Mamiellales; Bathycoccaceae. The record is from RefSeq and is a predicted model, not a curated record. Bases 1 to 1536 code for a protein of 511 amino acids. Gene Ontology annotation, cellular component: membrane. The transcript has a single exon. Gene Ontology annotation, biological process: transmembrane transport.
AUGCGCGCCGUCGCGCCCGCCCCCCGCGCGUCGCUCGCGCCGCGCGUCGCGUCCGCGCGACGCGAAUCGACGCGCGCGAACGCCAACCACCGCGCCGACGCGUCGACGCGACGCGCGGCGCGCGACGCGACGGCGACGGCGACGGCGACGGCGCGCGGCGACGCGAGACGCUCGACGCGCGCGCGAGCGACGGCGAGCACGAUCUCGGACGAAGUCGCGCGACAGUCGGCGACGUACCUGCCGCAGGUGCUGCAGAGCGCGGCGAGGCUCAACGUGGCGGAGGUGCUGGCGUACGCGACGAUUUUCUCCUUCUCUCUCAUGCUCGCCGUCGGAGCGCUGCGGCCGGCGCUGGUGGUGGUGCACAACGCGUGGAUGCGAGCGCGACGGCGAGACGAGGACGAGGAGUUCGCGGAGAGUGUUUUUGGCUUCGUCUAUCUGCUGGCGCGAGGCGCGCUGUUCAACGUCGGGUUGGCGUUCGUGUACGCGGUGAUCGUGCCGAUCGCGAGCCCGGACGCGCACGCGCUGUUACCGCCCGAACGCGUGGUGCGAAUGCUGAAGAUUGUAUAUUACGGAAGCGUGGUGACGAGCUUUCGGAAAAAGUUUCUCGCGAAAGCGGCGGGAGACUUGCGGCGCAAAAUGUACGGUUCGAGGGAACCGACUGAUUUAAUACCGGCGCACGUGUACGACAGAGAGAGUGCGGCGCUGAUUUGGGGGAUCACGGGCCUGGCCGCGCUUGAUUCGUUAGGGUUACCGUUGCGAGCGGUGCUUCAAGUGCUCGGCGCAUCCGGGGUCGUGCUCGCAAUUUUCGCCUCCGUCGUCUUGCGGGAUACGAUUGCGAACUACUUCGGCGGCCUCAUCGUCAUCGCGGCGGGAUGGUUCGUUCCCAAAGAAGUUAUUCGAGUCCUGAUCGGAGGACGUCGCGAAAUUUCCGGUCGCGUCGAAAGCAUCGGUUAUUUGUACACGAAGUUAAUCAACCGCGCCGGCAAGGUGGCGUACAUCCCGAACAGCGCCAUGGUGGCGUACAAGGUGGAGAACCUCUCGCGAGCGCCGUAUCGCGAGUUCCGAGAGCAGUUUGCGAUUUCUUUCGACGACUUGCCCAAAGUCCCGCACUUACAAACGCAAGUGGAGAGCUUUCUCCGGUCAACCGUGGGCGCGGACGUCGUUCGUGGCGUGAGCUUGGCCCCGCGUUGCACGCUCACCGGCAUGAACUCUUUCGCGGGAGGCGCGGUGUUGGAAAUCGUCUGUUAUAACGAUUACGGCGUCUUCCGCGCGGCUGGGUUUACCACAAUGCGCCUUCGUCACCACAUUUUUCUGGGUUUAUCGCGAAUAUUCGACAAAACCGGCGUGAAAUUCGCCAUCGCCGGCUCCAUCCCGAGCGGCGAGUCGUUAUCCGAGCUCCUCGACACGUCCAAGCCGCUCGGCGGUUGGGAAGCCUCGAGCGCCAAGUCUGGUAAGGAAGUCGCGGGAACGAGCUCGGUCGACCCUCUCGACGAUCGUUCGGCGACGGGCGACUUAUCCAGCACCCCCUGGCUUUAA